AUGCCCACCGAAUCCCCGGCAGCUCCCCUCCAGGGGAGCGGCGGCAACGGCGCCGGGCCGUCGCUCCCCACCCCUUCGUCGCUAAAAUGCACUUGGUGCGGCGCCGCGUCGUCUGGCCAAGCAGACGGCAUCAUCUUUCUCGGCCAACAGAUGGAGCGUGUGUGCGCAACCUGCAUGCGAACUGAUCAAUUCGAGCUUGGCGGUAUCACGACUGGUCUUGGCCUUGAUCUCGCGGGGUCUAGCAACCUCGUCGCGGCGUCUCCUUCCUCGGCCUUCGACUUCUCACGUCUCCGUGAUGCGAUCCGCGCGCGUGGUGCUGCGUCUGAGAGCAAGAAUGAGGACGGUGCCGCAUCUUCCUCGUCCCCUGCGUCGCCGCAGGAGCCCACCCCAGCUGCUUCUGUCACUCCACUCGUGAUCCCGGGCUCUGCUCGUGCCCCAGCUUCGCCCACCGAGGAGACAGCCGCCGAGAGCCCGACGCUUCAUUCCAAGUCUCUCCCUGCCGCCCGAACUGCCCCGUGGGCGACCGCCAACCCCACCCGGAACGCCCCCGCUGUCGCCCCGAUGACGCCCGCCAAGCGCGACACUGUCGAAGAGCGUGCCUCGAACCCGCUUCUCGAGGUCGGUAGCCGGGGCGUGCCCUCGACAGCGCGCGGCUGCUUAUACCCCGGCUCAGUCUUCCGCGGUACCCAGUCUUCAGGCAGGAACAGCUACGAUGUGCAGAUCCAGAUUGCCGACGUCAACUUGAACGAGUACACGCUCUGCGGCUACCUGACCAUCUGGAAGCUGACCGAGGCCCACCCCGAGCUCACGACGUACUUUGACGCCGAGAUUAUCGGACCCAAGUACGGCUUCGUGACCGGUCCGCGUUACGGCGCCAAAGAGCAUGACGACAUGCGCCACUGGGGCCGCUUUGAGGAAUUCCGCCGUCCCUCCACCCGAGCCGACAUUGUCCGUCCAGAGCAGCUGCUCCGCGACCCCCUCCCCGACACGAGCAGCGGCGAGAUCCGCCCCAAGGAGCGCGAGUUUGUCUUUCUGCGUAUCAAAGAGAAGUUCCUGGUCCCGAACCACCACGACCGCGACAUCUCGGGCGCUUCGUUUGCAGCUAACACCAGGCUUCUACUACGCUAUGGUGGAUCUGUCGCCUACGCUCGAGCCAGCGACGCCUACCUCGCCUCUGCUAAAGUCGCCACGCUCGCCCGGCCGCCGCCUCAGCUCCUCUAA
This is a messenger RNA of Trichosporon asahii var. asahii CBS 2479, 1221 nucleotides long. RefSeq lists its product as uncharacterized. Gene Ontology annotation, biological process: proteasome-mediated ubiquitin-dependent protein catabolic process; protein targeting to vacuole; protein catabolic process in the vacuole. The coding region runs from base 1 to 1221 and encodes 406 amino acids. NCBI's taxonomy places the organism in Eukaryota, Fungi, Basidiomycota, Tremellomycetes, Trichosporonales, Trichosporonaceae. The record is from RefSeq and is a predicted model, not a curated record. The transcript is spliced from 2 exons. Gene Ontology annotation, cellular component: GID complex; extrinsic component of membrane.